Linum tenue is the source of this 1407-nucleotide messenger RNA. The record is from the annotation of a GenBank genome assembly. NCBI's taxonomy places the organism in Eukaryota, Viridiplantae, Streptophyta, Magnoliopsida, Malpighiales, Linaceae.
AUGGUCAAGAAGAAGAUGCCUCCGAAGCCAAAGGUUGAUAGAAUUAGUAAGCUUCCUGUCCAUCUUAUACAGCUUAUUCUCACGUCAUUGCCCAUAAAAGAAGCUGGGAGAACAAGUGUACUGUCGAGAGAAUGGAGGCACCAUUGGAAAAGUAUCACCCACCUUGUGUUUGACAAAGAUUUCGAUUCACCGGAUUACAGUGAUUCUGAUGAAGAAAUUAGUGCUGAUAAGCUAAUGUCGAGCAUCCAGAAAACUCUGCAGGUUCACGAUGGGCCUAUAACAGAGUGUGUGGUUUCGAAUUAUCGGUUAACAACUACUGUCGAGAUCGACCCCUUGAUUUCACACCUUAUCGAGAAAGGGGUCUCGCGCCUUUCCCUUCUGUACUGUUGUCGCGAUGACAGUCAACAGUACGAAGACGAGAUCGACCCUUCCCUUUUUCGUGCUGUUCAAGUGGACAGGCUGAAACUGCAGGGAUGUGAACUUGUCGAACCGUCUUGGUUUACCGGAUUUACCAGGCUGACCUCUCUUCACUUGGACAUCGUUGGUCUGCCCGAAGAUUUCUUCGAUAGUUUCCUUCUGAACUGUCCCCUGCUUGAGGAUUUGAGGGUUUUCUACUUUCGGGGUCUUAAUAUAGUUGAAGUUGAGGCUCCACCGCGCCUCAAAGUGUGUAUCCUGAGGGCAGAUCUCGGUCUAGUUGAUAUUAGCUUCAGCUAUGCUCCACUUCUGUCUGUUGUCUCAAUUCAUGCGGAAGAGUGCGGAGACGAACCUGAAACAGAUGUGGUCUCUUUAUUUGCUUCUCUCCCGGCACUCCAAAGGUUUUACAUUAGCUUUGAGUGCCUUGAAUUACUUGCUGCAGGUUCUGUUCCCGACAGGCUUCCGGUUGCGCUUCACUGCUUAGAAGUUCUUGACAUUCGCAGAUGUGACGAUGAAGACAGUUCGCUUGAGCUGGAGCUUGUCCUUUGUCUCAUCAGAAGUUCCCCCAACUUGAAUAAACUUACAAUUAAGGUUGGUCUUGUGAUAGAUACUCUCUACAUCAUACCUUUUGCACUACAUACGACUGUGUUCACUGUCCAGGCUUUUGGUUUUUUAUGGGAUUUGAAGCUGUCGGAACGUGAACCAGAGGCACAUCCUGAAGAUGAAGAUAGCUUCUGUCAGCAUCUUGACGAAGUCGAAAUUCGGCUCAGUGGAUUCUCUCAGGUUGAGCUGGACCUGUUGAGGUUCGUGUUGGCCAACGCCCCGCUACUGAGAAGGAUUGUCAUUCAGCCUAAGAGCAGAUUGAGGUGGGAAAAAUGCCUCAAGUUCCUGGGAGAGAUUAAAGAGUAUGAUUGUGCUUCAAAAAAUGUAGAGAUCAUAUAUGUGAACAAGUCUGGUGUGAUGUUCUUCAGUAUGAGACUGGCAAAUGUUUAA